Molecule: messenger RNA, 1431 nt
Organism: Selaginella moellendorffii
Lineage: Eukaryota; Viridiplantae; Streptophyta; Lycopodiopsida; Selaginellales; Selaginellaceae
Product: pentatricopeptide repeat-containing protein At4g02750-like
Exons: 1
Coding region: 1-1431 (476 amino acids)
Molecular function (GO): protein binding
Source: RefSeq, a predicted model, not a curated record
AUGGUCGAUGCACAGGAAGUUUUCGACUCCAUACGGCAGAAGAACCUCUUCACUUGGGCUUUGCUACUCUCGGUGUAUGCCCGGAACGGGCAUCUCCAGGAGGCCAAGUCACUGUUCGACAAGAUGCCGGGAAGAAAUCUCGUGGCCUGGACAGGAAUGCUGGUCGCCUACACAGAUCGAAGCCACCUCGAGGAAGCAAAGACGCUGUUCGACUGGAUGCCAGAAAGGGACCUGGUUUGCUGGACGGCUAUGCUCACCGCGUUUGCGGAGAAUGGUCACUUGCAACUAGCAGAGGCGUUGUUCGACGAGAUGCCAGAGAGAGAUCUCAUCUCGUGGAGUGCGAUGCUUUCGGUUUACGCUCGGCACGGGAAGCUGGACAAAGCCAAGUCAGUGUUUGACGAGAUGGAGGAGAGGAACCUGGUUUCAUGGACUGCGAUGUUAGCGGCGUAUGCUCAAAAUGGUCAGGUGGAAAAGGCUAAGCAGGUGUUUGACAAGAUGCCCGAGAGGAACCUCGUCUCCUGGACAGCCAUGCUCGUAGCUCUUGCGCAGUCUGGCCAAGCGAGCGGAGCCAAGCGAGUCUUCGAGACAAUGGACGAGAAGAACCUCCUCACUUGCACGGCGAUGCUGGGACUUUUGACAAACAGUGGAAAACUGCAAGAGGCCAAGCUAGUCUUCGACCAAAUGCCGGAGCUGGACCUUGUUUCAUGGACUGCGAUGCUCUCAGCCUACGCACAGAGCGGUCGGCUGGAAGAAGCCAAGCACAUCUUCGACGGCAUGGAGGAGAAAAACCAGGUGUCUCUCAACGCCAUGCUAGCUGCGUACAACCACGACGGCCAGCACCUCGUCGAUACAAAGCUUCUCUUCGAUCGAAUGCCGGAGCGCGACCAAGUUUCCUGGAACACGAUGCUCUCGGCAUACACUCGAGACGGGCAGCUGCGAGCGGCAAAGCAGACGUUCGAGCAGAUGUUUUCCAGGGAUCUCGUCUCGUGGACGGCUCUGCUAGCGGCAUUUGCUCGAGAUGGUCGUCACGAGGAGGUGAUCGAGCUCUUCCACCGGAUGAACACGACCAUCGUCCCGGACGGAGUUUGUCUCAUCAGCGUGCUGCUGGCUUUCAGCCACACGGGCGGAGUGGAGGCUGGCUGGAGCUGCUUUGCGUCGAUCAGCCGCGACUUUGAACUGCGGCCGACAAGAGAGCACUACUGCGGCAUCGUCGACCUCCUCGGGCGCGCCGGUCACUUGGCAGACGCACAGGAGCUGGUGAGCAGCAUGCCGUUCGUGCCGGACGCUCUCGACUGGACGUGCUUGUUGGGCGCUUGCGGGAGUCACAGAGAUCUGAGACGCGGGUCCUGUGCGAGCAAGGAGGCGCUGGAUGUGAAUCCGGGGAACGAUGCUGCGUACGUGCUGCUCGCCAACUUGUGCACACGAAUGUGA